Molecule: messenger RNA, 1702 nt
Organism: Cheilinus undulatus (humphead wrasse)
Lineage: Eukaryota; Metazoa; Chordata; Actinopteri; Labriformes; Labridae
Exons: 3
Coding region: 242-946 (234 amino acids)
Source: RefSeq, a predicted model, not a curated record
CUCCGAGAGCUGGGACCAUGGAACAAAGUUUCAAGUUCUGGUGGAUGAACACAAAACAGUGAAAACUUUUGGCCAAGCGGCACUGAGCCUCGAUGAGGAGGAGUUUCAGUGGCUCCAGGACCUGGCUAAAAGGAAAUGCUGCGGAGAAUAUCAGCUCAACCCUCUUGUGUUCCAUGGAGAACAGGGGAAACCCCUGAGAAAUGCAUGUUCAUUCCUCCAAUCAGCUUGGAGUGAUGCUGGCAUGGCGGGGAACAUCACCUUCACUAAGAUCAGGAGCAGCGUAUCAACUCAGGCCAACCGAUACCUUUCAGAGAAAGAAAGGAGGCAGCUGGCCAAAUCUAUGUGCCACGAUCCGAACACGGCAGAUAGGUUUUAUGUCGCUCUUCCUGACAAGGAGACAGGUCACCAGACCAGGAAGCUGAGACUUAAGGCCUUGGAGAAGGCUUCUUCACACCCCCCUCAGUAUGAUACUGAGACACCGUCCACCAGCUCUGAUGAAGAGGAACCCCCGUAUGAUGAUGAGGUUUCAAGCCCCUCCUUGGUGUCCUCUUCAGAGGAGUUGGAUGACAAAAAUUCAGACUGGGUCAGCCACAGAAGGAAACUGUCCUUCUCACCGAAGAAGGAAUGUGAACCAUGCGUAGUGACGCUUGACAGAUUAAGACCCAAAAUUGCAGAGUAUUAUCUGUACAAGCAAAGAUCUGGUACAAAGCAAGCUUUAUCCGUCCAGCCUGAAGCACCCAGGGCCGAAGAGGGGCAGGAGACCCCUGCAGAGCAGGCUCAAGAAAACAUGCCUGAACCCACGCUUGCCACUGUGCUCACACCUGACCUCAUUCUCGACACUCCAGACAUGAGGCAGGACAUAACAGAAUUUGUUCCCGACACCCUGCUAGAGGAGAUGGCUGACAUCCCAGUGGAGGACAAACUGAGCUUAGUCCUGACCCCAUAACUGUGUUUGAAGUCAGAAUUCUGAGAUCAAAGUUUGAAUCCUGACUUUUUUCUCAGAAUUUUGAAAAAUAAUUUAGGAAGAGGUUUUUGUUUUUGCUUCCAGAAAAAAGUCAGAAAAUCUGAUUUUUUUUUUCACGAAAAAAAAGAAAAAAAAGAAAAAAAGAAAAAAAAAAUUGGUACCAAAAGUCAUGGAAAAAUUUUGAAGGAUACUUUCCUCCUGAUUUUUUUUUUUUUUUUUUGGAUCAAAAUCCUCAAAUUACAUCUUGUUUUUUUAGGGUUUUUUUUUAUUAUUAUUAUAUUGGAAAUUUGGGCAGGGAAUUUCUUUCUUUUUCCUGAUUUGUAUUAAAUGCAAAAGGCUUAUUUAGUUUGAUCAUGUGUCCUGCGUUUAUUUUUACAGAGCAGAUGCCAAAACCCUGGCUGAGGAGAGCCAGAGGUGUGUUCAGGGACCACCAAUUGACACAGAAAAGUCUGUGUGUGUGAAAAUGUGUUUAAGUUGUUAAUCAGGUUUUAUGUGUUGAUUAAGAUUUGUUAGCAUUUUGUUUGAAAAUGAUUUCCCCAUGUGUUUUUUAGGUGAUACAUUUGUUUAAUUAUGGACCAAUUUUACUUUAAAUUUUAUUUGAGUUAUGUUUUUUCUAUUUUAUGUUGAGGUAAAUCUCAUUUUUGUUCAAUACUCACAACUGUGAAAUAAGGAUUUAAAAAGUGAAAACAAAGGGCCUAAGUUUUUUUGUGCUUUUUCACACAAUUCUGAUAUUUUCUU